Messenger RNA from Mya arenaria, 3267 nucleotides. Its product is annotated as leucine-rich melanocyte differentiation-associated protein-like. The transcript has 6 exons. The record is from RefSeq and is a predicted model, not a curated record. Lineage: Eukaryota; Metazoa; Mollusca; Bivalvia; Myida; Myidae. Gene Ontology annotation, molecular function: protein binding. Bases 126 to 653 code for a protein of 175 amino acids.
CGAAUACCUAAUCGUAGUUUGAUCAUGUGACUGUUCAAAAUGGUGGACGACGUGAAGCUGUUACAGAACGAUGAUUUAUUUCCUUUAAGUUUAAAUAGUUUUAUUAAAGUCACACAGUACUGACCAUGGAUCAACAUUUUAAAAGACAGAACCUGACAUACCAGAAUUACACGGAAGUACCAGCAGAGAUUAUACAAAGGACAGCAAAAUAUGUGGAAGAAUUGGAUCUCUCUUACAAUCGAAUCUCUAGAGACCUCCGAUUCUUAUCCGAGUACACUAGUCUCCAGUCUCUGGUUUUGGACCACAACCAGCUGACCCCACACCUCAAAAUGCCUGAAAUGCCACUUCUCCACACAUUUUGGGUUAACCAUAACAACAUUGAAAACUUAGGUGUGUUUAUUGGGACGCUUGCCAAACGCUGCCCUAAUUUGCGAUAUUUGUCCAUGAUGAACAACACAGCUGCACCAAGCUACUUCAACGAUGGAACGUAUGAACAAUACACGGACUAUAGACAUUAUGUCAUCAGCAAAUUUCCUAAGCUUGGAACAUUGGACGAUAAGAAGAUAGAAGCGGAUGAAAGAAGCGAAGCAGAGAGGAUUUAUAAACCGGUUCCCAGAAAGAAGCGGAAAGCAAAACCACCGUCAUCAUCGUAACAUGUUUCUAUGAACGUUAUAAGUGUGGUAGUAUCUCCAUGACAGUGGCUUAUUUAUGGAAUAAUACUUGAGGAACAAAUUAUGAUAUUUCAAUAAUGGUUAUAUUCAUCAUAACAUUGAUCGAAUGCAUUUUCUUUAGCAUCUCCAUGACAUUGGCUUAUUUAUGUAAAAGGGCUUUUAUACUAGAAUUUCGUUUCUAUUGUAAAUGUAUUAUUCUUUCCUUUUACUGUGAUAUUUGCUGAAACUGUAAGUCUAUGAUAUUUUAUCAUAUGUUUAUUAAUGGUUAUUAGUAUCAUUAUAAAAUUAAUACCAAGCACGUGCUCUAUGGUUUCCAUGACAUUGUAUACUUUUUAGCUCGACUAUUUGAAGAAUAAGUGGGCUAUACUACUCGCCCCAGCGUCGGCGUCGGCGUCUGGUUCAAGUUUUAGGGCAAGUUGGGAUUUUCACUUAUAAGUCCAAUACCCUACAUUCAAUUGACUUAAUACUUCACGCAGUUGUUCAGGGCCAUCAUAUGAUGAGGUUAGAUAACUCCAUAUUAUUCUUUACACAGAUUAUGGCCCCUGAUUGACUAUUGAACUUAGGUUAAAGUUUAAGGGCAAGUUGGAAUAUUUAUUAAUAACUUCUAUAUCCUUUGUUCAAUUGACUUAAUACUUCACACAGUUGUUCAGGACCAUCACACAAUGAGGUUACAUCACUCCAUAUUAUCCUAAAUACAAGUUAUGGCCCCUGAUUGACUUAGGUUUAAGUUUAAGGGCAGGUUAAAGUUUUAGGGCAAGUUGGGCUUUUCACAUAAAACUCCAACACCAUUCAUUCAAUUGACUUAAUACUUCACACAUAUGUUCACAGCCAUCACAUAAUGAGGUUAGAUAACUCCAUAUUAUUCUUAACACAGAUUAUGGCCCCUGAUUGACUAUGGAACUUAGGUUAACGUUUUAGGGCAGGUUGGGAUAUUGUUUAAUAACUUCUAUACCCUUCAUUCAAUUGACUUAAUACUUCACACAAUUGUUCAAGACCAUCACCCAAUAAGGUUACAUAACUCCAUAUCCUUAAUACAAGUUAUGGCCCCUGACUGACUUAGGUUAAAGUUUUAGGCAAGUAAAAGUUAAGGGCAAGUUGGAAUUUUAAUAAAAAAAUACUUUUAUACCGUUCAUUAAAUGCACUUAAUAAAAUUCAAAAUUAUUUACGACCAUCUUACAACAAGAAACAUAACUCCGUUUUAAGCCUACAUACAAAUUAUGGCCCUUGAUUUUUUUUUUGAUUUUUUUAAAUUUCCUUUGAAAGGCAUAUUUGUAUAUUCUUUACCACAUUUUCAUUAUGGGAAAUCAAGUUAAUUGAAUGACUUGCGUCAUUGUUUGGGCAGGCUGGUGGGAGGGCAGCAUCAAAGUCACCUUCUGUAUCGAAUAAUUUUAGUUAGGUUUGACAUAAAGAGACCAAACUUGGUAUUAUGACAUCGUUAUUGUAUCCUAAGUCAAAGCGGCGUAGUCGAGCGCGCUGUCUUACGACGGCUAUUGUUUAUGUGAUAGUGCUUUUAAUACUUACUUUUGUUGGUAUCAUUCUCAUCCGUGAUAAGUGCUGUAAUUAUAGUUUAUGAUUUUAUUCAAUCCUUUUACAAUUGUUAUAAUAAUCAACACCAUUAUACUUAUCCCAUUGAAUAACUGAGUAAUUCCAUGAAAAAGUUUCUAAUGGGAUAGUGCUUUUCGAAAUUCUCAUCUCUUUUUGGUCAUAACAAUCUUUGAUAUUUGCUGUAACUGUAAGUUUAUGUAUUUUUUAGGGAUGCAAACGAAUAUUCGCAUAUUGGAAUAUUCGAUCAAACGUUUGGUUUUCGAAUGUCAAAAUCGUGAACAUUAUUAAAAUAAUUAUCAUAUUUUUUUUAUGAUAACUAUUUUAAAAAUGAUAAUACUUAUUUGUUGUGUUAUUAAGAGGCCAAAUUUGAAAUUGAUUUUUAGCUCGUCUGUUUUUCGAAGAAAAAAAGUCGAGUUAUUGUGAUAGCCUUGGCGUCGUCGGCGUCGUCUGCGUCUGCGUCUGCGUCUGCGUCGUCGUCGUCGUCCAAAAACUUUAACCUUACCUCAUAACUCAGACGAGCGUUGGCACCCACUCCGCGGUGCUCUUGUUUAUCUUCAUAAGUAAGGUGCUUUGUCAUAUUAACCAUUACUUGCUAUGUAUCAUGUAUAUGCACCUAAUAUUGGUAAUGUUUGAUGAUAUAUAAUUUGUUUACAUACACAUUAGAUAAUGAAUCCGUUUUAUAAAUGGACUAAAUAUAUAUAUAUAUAUAUAAAUAAGACGUUUAUUUAAAGAUGCAAUAUCCUUUAAGAAUAGCAGUAAUUAAUUUAAUGCAAUAUGUAAAUAUUCUCAAUGUGUUCAUACAAUCAAAUGCAGAUUGUGUUUGUAUAAACAACUUAGAUUCAUUCCAUACAUACAGUUAUUUAUGAAAAUGGUAUUCUCACAAUUUGUAAAUUUGCAUGUGAAAUUACAGUGCAGUUGUUAAGAUGUUCAUUAUUGCUAUGUUUGUUGUAUUUUAUUUUGUGCUGUACAAACUUGUACAACUUUGGUUUCAUAGUUCAACUUAACCUGUUAAAUAUACCAUUGUGCUCCUGAGUACGAUUUUUUACCGUUU